Molecule: messenger RNA, 2239 nt
Organism: Cydia pomonella (codling moth)
Lineage: Eukaryota; Metazoa; Arthropoda; Insecta; Lepidoptera; Tortricidae
Gene: CstF50
Product: cleavage stimulation factor subunit 1
Exons: 12
Coding region: 333-1634 (433 amino acids)
Biological process (GO): mRNA 3'-end processing
Cellular component (GO): mRNA cleavage stimulating factor complex
Molecular function (GO): protein binding; RNA binding
Source: RefSeq, a predicted model, not a curated record
UUAAAAAAAAUAGGCACGAAGGGUUGAUCUCCCAUAAAAAAAAUUGAAUUUCGCGCUUAUUUCUACUGGGUGUGUUUCAGUCAAAAAUAUAUUCGUUUGAAACAUUUUGAAACAGUAAGUUAUUAACGGUAGGUAUUCUUACUGCGCAUGUCCACAAGUAUUGAUUAUAAUUUACCCGCUUAUAAUUCUGCGGAAUAGUAUGAGUUGGUUAUUACACUAAAUCGGCUCGUGUUUUCCGAGCUAUAGCAAAUCGAUUGUAAUAAUCGCCCCAUCAAGCGGCACCGAAAAACCAUAGACGCAGAAAUUUAUUCAUAGACAACUUUUGAGACAAAAUGAAGGAAACGAAUGGACAAGACAUUGAUACCAGGAAUGUUGUUAAGAACAGGGAGUUGCUCUAUCGCAUGAUCAUCAGCCAGCUAUACUAUGAUGGCUUCCAGCCAAUAGCUGCUACGUUGGCAGCCGCUGUGCAUGCGGACCCAUGCCCUCCGAGUGACAGACUACUAAAUGUGAUGAUGGUGGGGCUGCAGCAUGAGCCUGAUCGCAAGGACCGCCUGGCUGCCUCCAGUGGAGCUGAGCACUUGCUCGGAACUACUGGUUUUGACUUGGAGUACGAAAUGGACGCAUCCUCCCUCGCUCCCGAACCAGCAACUUAUGAAACAGCCUACGUGACGUCACACAAGAUGGCGUGCCGCGCCGGCGCGUUCAGCGCGUGCGGCCAGCUGGUGGCCACAGGGAGUGUGGACGCCAGUAUUAAGAUCUUGGACGUGGAGCGUAUGCUGGCCAAAUCGGCGCCAGAAGAAGUGGACCCGGGCAGAGAGCAGCAAGGGCACCCUGUUAUUAGGACUCUGUAUGACCACACGGAUGAGAUCACGGCCCUGGACUUCCACCCUCGAGAACAGAUCUUAGUGUCAGCCUCUCGGGACUGCUGCAUCAAGCUGUUCGACAUCACCAAGGCUAGCGCCAAGAAAGCGUACAAGAGUAUCACGGAUGCUGAGCAAGUUCUAUGCGUAGCUUUUCAUCCCCUCGGCGAUCAUAUCAUAGCAUCCACCACCCACCCCGUUAUACGUCUGUAUGACGUCACCACCAGCCAAUGCUUCGUGUGCCCCGUACCGAGCCAUCAUCAUACCAAACAAGUCAAUACUAUCAAGUUCUCCCCAAACGGUAAAUACUUUGCAAGCGGCAGCGCGGACGGCUGCGUCAAACUGUGGGACACCGUCUCCAACCGCUGCUUCAACACGUUCGUCAACGCGCACGACGGCUUCGAAGUCUGCUCCGUGGCGUUUACAAGGAACAGCAAGUAUCUCCUGACUUCUGGCUUGGACUCUUCCAUAAAGCUAUGGGAGUUGUCAAGCAGUAGAUGUCUCAUUCAGUACACCGGGGCUGGAACAACCGGCAAGCAAGAGCACCACGCGCAAGCCAUAUUCAACCAUACUGAAGACUACGUCAUAUUCCCCGAUGAAGCGACUACAUCUUUAUGCACUUGGCACUCGAGAAGCGCGUCUAGAGCUCAACUCAUGUCGCUGGGGCAUAACGGGGCUGUCAGGCACAUCGUGCACUCGGGCACGGCGCCAGCCUUCUUGACCUGCAGCGACGACUACAGGGCCCGCUUCUGGUUCCGACGCAACACGCAUUAAAAUCUACACGAUUUGUCUGUCUAGUGAAUCUUGCGACCUAAACGCGUAAGCGCCAUUAAUUUUUACCGCGCUUACGACGUUUUGCCGUCGCGUGGUACAGUCAAGGUAUUAAAUAUCGGCACGGACAAAGUGCCAAAAAUAUGUAUACACGCCCUUAUUGCCCAUACAUUAAGGUAGUGUGUACAUAUUUAUGGCACUUUGUCCGUAUCGAUAUUUAAUACCUUGACAUACCUUGACUGUACAGGUUGCUAUAGCCGCCAUUUCGUUGUUUGGUAUGGCUUCCCUUUAUACUCUGUAUCGUUAGGUAUUUAAAUAAAAGUAAACAAACAAUUUGUAUAUUUUCGGGUAGUUAUAACAUUUAUUGGUUAACCAACCAAAUACAAAACCGCCCGGACCUAUCGAUCUGACUUUAACCUAUAUUAUUUGAUCGUGUAAUGUUUUCAUCUACCCUCAACUGGCUUAAGGAGUCAUUUGAGGGUAGAUUUUGUUUACUUUUAUUUAAAUACCUAAAGAUACAGAUAGAUAAAGAUGUGUAUUUAAAUAUAGGACUUACUAGUAAGAAAUUAGAUUUUAAGUUAAUUCUCAUAAUAAAAUUAUUGGUGAAA